GAAAGUACAAUUUCAACUGCCAUCUAUUAAGUUUCAUCUAAAAAGCACAGAUAAUGGCUCCCAAAAUUGAAAUUAUACAUGAUGAACAAUUAGUCCUUGGUGAAGGACCCCACUGGGACCAUGCAGCUCAAGUACUUUAUUACGUUGACAUAAUUGAAUCUACGGUUUUCAAGUAUGAUCCAAAAAUUAACAAAAUCACUCGAGUCAUUGUUGAUAAACAGGAUAAGACAAGUGUGAGCUUUGUAGUACCUAUAGAAGGUACCAAUGAUAAAUUUGUCAUUGGGUACGGGAAAAAGUUCGCUGUUUUGACUUGGGAUGGUGUUAGCAUAGAUCCAACUAACGUUAACAUCCUUGUUGAAGUGGAUUCUGGGACUCAAAACAUAUUCAAUGAUGGAAAAGCUGAUCCCUCAGGGCGUUUGUGGUCUGGUACAUGGGAAAUGGCCACAUUCAAACCAGGUAUAUCAGAAUCAUGAAAGGGAACGUUUUAUUCUUUAAGCAAAGAUGGGAAAUCUGUCAAGGCUCACUUUAGUGGUGUGGGAAUCAGUAAUGGUCUUGCUUGGUCUGCUGAUAGAACAACCUUUUAUUACAUAGAUAGUCUCAAUUUUGCCAUUGACGGAUUCAAUUAUAAUAUUGAUACUGGAGAGAUAACAAAUCGACGAACCAUCUUUGACUUGAAAAAGAAUAAUAUCAAGGGACUUCCUGAUGGAAUGACAAUAGAUAGUAAGGAUAAAUUAUGGUUUGCCACAUUCAACGGUACUGGAGUUCAUCAAGUGGAUCCUAAAACUGGUACCCACCUCCAGUUUGUGCAACUUCCAACAGCAAGGGUUACUUCGGUCGCCUGGGGUGGACCAAAUUUGGAUGUACUCUACGUGACUAGUGCUAGUCUGUAUGAGUCUAUAGACCAGAGCGAUAUUGAUAAGCCCUAUGCAGGACGCGUGUUUAAAAUUACUGGUCUUGAUGCAUUUGGACUACCAGGUGUCCCAGUCAAGCUAUAAAUAUUAUACAAAAGUAAAUCCAAACUGUUAAUAAAGGAACUACAAAU
Molecule: messenger RNA, 1042 nt
Organism: Diprion similis
Lineage: Eukaryota; Metazoa; Arthropoda; Insecta; Hymenoptera; Diprionidae
Product: regucalcin-like
Exons: 6
Biological process (GO): L-ascorbic acid biosynthetic process
Molecular function (GO): calcium ion binding; gluconolactonase activity; enzyme regulator activity
Source: RefSeq, a predicted model, not a curated record